Paramecium tetraurelia is the source of this 1065-nucleotide messenger RNA. RefSeq lists its product as uncharacterized. The record is from RefSeq and is a predicted model, not a curated record. The transcript has 2 exons. NCBI's taxonomy places the organism in Eukaryota, Ciliophora, Oligohymenophorea, Peniculida, Parameciidae.
AUGUCAACAUCAUCCGAUUUCUAGCCUCCUUCUCCGAGUCUCUCGCCUAAUUCACAAAUAAAAUGUUAUCAAGAACAAUUAGAAAAAGCUCAUUCAAUGAUUGAUUACUUGGAGGUAAUGCUUUCAGAGAAGUAAGCAUUGAAAGAGAAUUUUAAUUCAUUUAAUAUGCCCAAGAAUAAGGGUCAUAUGAAGAAACAAAGUCUUUGCUUAGAUAAUAUUCCUUAAGCUAUUUAAAUUCAAUAAUUUGUUACUCCAAGAGAAACAAAUCAAUAAAUGAGAUUCUCAUCUACUAAUAUGCCUAGUUACAUUUCUGAAUUGCAAUAAAAACAUUAAGAAAUCCUCUCAUCUAAUAAAGAGAAAUCCACAGUUAAAAAGCUUUAAAUCUAAGAAAUAUAAGAAAAAGUAUAGGAUCUUUAAGAUGAAAUAAUUAUUUGUAAAGAAAGAUAAAAAGGGACUGAAUUCGCAAAAGGCUAAGCAGAAGAAGUCCUUGAAUAAAUUGAUGUAGAUAUUUUGCAAGCAAAACAAAAAUUAAAAUCAGUAAAAUCAUAAGGGGAGUAAAUCUAUGAUAGUAUGAUAAAAUUAGAAGAUUAAGAAUAUGAUAAAAAGUACUAUAUGGGCAGGACUUCUACAUUAAAGAGAAAGAGAAAUGAAAUCUAACCACCAAAUCAAAUCAAGAACUAGUUAACUUAAUUAAAAAAUGAAAUUGAAUAACUUAAAUAGUCCAAAAAAGAAAAAGAGGAAUUUUAUUCAUAAAAAAUCAAAGAAAUCGAACAUCAAUUAGAUUAAAGAAAAACAAAUGAGUCAGUACAUGAUGAUUAACUGAAUGCUUCCUUAAGUCCUGAUAGACAAAAAGUAAGGGUUUAUAGAGGGAAGUAAGCAUUAUUGCAACUUACACUCAAUUCUGAUUCUUGCUCGAGGUCUUAUGCAUUAAGAAAGUCACAGGAAAACAAAUUGAAUUCAGCAUUUGAUUUCAAACAAUUUGAUGAACAUGAAAAUGUUUCAAUAGAUUCUUUUAAGAAUAAAGAUAAAAAGAAUAGAACUUGUGAUCCUUGCACUAUCUUUUGA